Molecule: messenger RNA, 11220 nt
Organism: Dermacentor andersoni
Lineage: Eukaryota; Metazoa; Arthropoda; Arachnida; Ixodida; Ixodidae
Biological process (GO): spliceosomal complex disassembly
Cellular component (GO): intracellular anatomical structure; catalytic step 2 spliceosome
Molecular function (GO): RNA binding; RNA nuclease activity; RNA helicase activity
Source: RefSeq, a predicted model, not a curated record
GCGGCCUCGCUGUGCGACGGUGCCACGGUUUUCACAGCGCUCACCUCAGCCCCACACAAGGGACGUCGGCAGGAACUGAGCACGGUCGCCAGAUGCAUAUGGAAUCGCGACACUUGCUGGAAGACGUGAGUGCCUACUGCUCUACACUAUGAAUCAACAUGGUGACUACCGGGCAAGGGACCACUACCAGGCACGCCACCGCUAUGGAGCCAGCGGAGGUGCGUUUGAAGAAACCGGUUUUCGCGGACCACCGCCAACUCGCGGAGGAAGAUUUGGAGGCCAGGUGGACUUGCGAGCCGACAGCUACUCAAACAGGCCCGAUUACUACGAUCCCACAUGGCAAUACGGUGCCAGCCGAAGAGGCCGACACCCAACGGGUCCCCCCGCCGAUGUUCACCAGCGUCAGCACUAUGGCUACGGCGGGACUGGCGGCUACCACAACCAGCGAUAUGAGCACGGCCCGCCCCGCCACGGUUACGCGGGCGGACCACGAGGUCGUGAGCUGCACGACCGCGGUAGGUCUCCUCGAGACGCUGCACAUCCGAGAAGAGGACGCGGCGGUGGGUGGAGCAGUUGGUUGGACACUGCAGGCCACCGUCGUGAGGGUAACGUGCCUUUGACCGCCGGCGAGAGCUUGCUGCACUUCAAACGAGCUGUGCGUCGUAUGAACAACGAUUGCGACCGGUCGGUGCUCUCCGAAAGCUGCGCGCACAGCGUUUCCGAGGUCAGCGACGCCAGGAGUCAGUACGCCGACGGCGACUUCGCGACGCACCGACACGCUGGCUUCACCGCCCGGCAUGGCAACGACGGGGAAAAUGCGGCUUCCUCUCGCGAGCGGAAGGACUUGGUCGACCGAACGGAAGCUGUCAUCAAACGCAGAGUUCCGUUGCAGAGGGACGUCAGCUUCGAGCCGUGCCGGCCGCUCGCGGCGGGUGCUUCGUUGUUGACCAGCAUGAUCAGCGUCUUCUGGGACAUCGAGAACUGCGCGGUGCCCAACGGAGUUCCGGCGUACGAGAUCGUGCUCAAGGUGCGCCAAAGGUUCUACGCGGGAUACCGCGAGGCGGACUUUGUCGUCGCCUGCGAUACCGCGCGCAUGAGCCCUGCCGUGAUCGCCGAGCUAAACGAGGCACUGGUGACGGUGAUACACGUUCCGGGUGACCAGAAGAACGCGGCCGACGAGAAGCUUCGCACUGUGCUGCGCCGCUUCUCGGACGCACACAAGCUGACAGGCUCGCGCAUCGUGCUCAUCUCGGGCGACGUGGACUUCGCGGCCGAAAUACACGAGAUGCGGUACACGGACCACAUCGACGUUGUGCUCAUUCACAACGAACAGGCCAAGAGAGCGCUGAGGGACGCGGCGAACGAGAGCAUCAGUUACAGCGCGUUCCUGGCGGACCUCAAAAGCAGCUAUGGAUCAAAGGCAGCCAAAACGUUUUCAUCCGGCCUUCGAAACGAAGGCAAAGACAAGGAAAGAAAGAGCGACCUGAAGAAGAGUGUUGCGUCUGUCGGCGCCCGUGUUCAAGAAGAUAAAAUGAUAGAGAAAGUGACGAAGAUAAACAAUCAAGCCCCAGAGACAGGCGAGCAGCCUUCCUUCCGCACGAAAGUGGGUUUACUAGUUCCCAGAGAGCCUACGAACGCGGUAUAUUGGAAAGAGUACUUGUCGCACCUCAACGUACCACAGGAUUUUACACUUGAGGUUGCCUGCGGCGGCAAAGACAUCGUGUGCCUCGUUUAUCCAAGCGCGACCAAGGCGAGGAAAGCAGUUGAAGCUCUCAACGAUCCGCUAGUGGAUGACGAGGACGUGCCGGUCUGCUUAGGAAUAAUUUCAAAGGAGACCACUCAAGAAGUCGAAAAAUUAACACCAGAACAGCCGAGUCGGGCUUCGAAGGUUAAAUCUGCAAUAACUAAUCACAAAGCGAAACUUGAAGCUGUGAGGAAAAGAAUUCGUAGCCUCCAGGGAGACGAAAAAACUGCGCCAAUGUUACAGGCGGCGUAUGAAUAUCAGGCCAAAAUUUACGAGGCUCAGCUGACCCAUUUCUUGAAGAUCAUUUCUGAUUUGCCUCAGUCGCCUAAACAAGCUGACGACGCCACAGCCACUGAAAUUGCUAGGCUCAAAAGGGGCUCAGUCGUUUACAGCGUAAAAUCAACAAUUCUCGAAACUUUGUCUGGGCGCCAAGUAGUGUUCCUGAUGUCGUCACCGGGAUCCAAAACAGCACUCGAAGUGGCGUCGUAUGCGCAAGAUUUGAACUUCCGUGUCCUUAGUGUACAAGCCAGUGAUUUCACAGCCGAGCAGUGCUCGAAAGGCGCAGGCUCUGUGAGUGGAUUGGGACCCGUGCAUUGCUGGCUCAGCACUACCGAAAAGGUCAACUCUGAAAGCGCAGUUGUUUUCACUAGCGCGCGACACUUCUUUCAAGAGUUUCUUCGCCGCGAUAUGGAACUCUCUGACUUCCAGGCCAUCAUCGUCGAUGAGCUGCAAGAAGACACCGCUUACCAGCGGGCUGUGCUGACAAUAAUCCAGAAAUAUUUUGUGUCUAAAGUCGGUGUAGUCUUGUGCGGCAAUCAGUCCGAUGUCUGCGCACGGAUCCAAGAGGCGUUUUGUCUAGAAACCGAGAACAUCAUCCGGUGCGUCCUCACGUUUCCAGUAGAUGUCAUCUGGAAAGGCAAGCCGACAAAUAGAGUGAUGGCAUGUGUCUGCACAGCUCUCGAAUUCUGCCAGACGGCAGAAGCACCGGCCGGCGGUGACGUUCUUGUGUUUCUUCCAUCCCUCGCGGACGCUAUUCUUGCGGAUGGCCUUUUGGUUCAGAGAAUGCGGGAGGAAAAGUUUGACGUGGCUGUUGCCCACGAAGUAUUGUCCUCUAUCUGGACAAAAUUUCCUCUCAAGAACGACCCUCUGCGGAAAGGAUGCUGGAGGGUGAUCUUUGCCGUGGAAUGUCCCGACGCAGUCGUGAGUGCACUGCGUGUGCGUUGCGUCGUUGACAGUGGCCUAACGCUGAAGACCGUUUACCGGUCUGGUAUUUUCGUCAUGCAGCUCGCUUACGUCACUGAAACUGAGGCAGAAGAGAGAAGAUUUUUAGCAGGAAUACACGAAUGCGGGACUUGCUACCGUCUCUACAGUAAAGCAGCAUUAGUCCCUUUAUCGCCAGCUCACUUACACAGCUCGAAGUACUUGGAGGACAUAGUUCUUCGUCUUUUUACCCAACAGAAGACCUCCGACGCUCUCUUUGUCAAUGAGCUCCCUAAGACGCUGCUGGAUGAAGUAAAGACUGCACUUAAACAGAUCGGGGCGUUAGACGCUGAAGGACAAGUGACUGACCUGGGCGCUAGGCUGUGUCAGACGAGUCUACAGCCGCGACUUGGCAUGCUUGUGCUGGGCUCAAUGGGCAAGGCUCCGUCCCUGGACUCGAUCCUACUUUCACUCCUUGUCUUCGAAGACUUGCUUGUGGCUUACAGGCCGCUGAAAGAAGGCGGAAAUCAGCGCGACUUCCCUGUGUCCGACGGAUCCAGCGUCUUUUCAGGGGUGAUUCAGCUGUACAAGAACUGGCUGGUUGUACCCAAGAAAAUGAAAAGCUCUUGGUGCGAUGUGCAUGACGUGAACGAAGCCUUUAUGAACUACCUUCACAACGCCGUUCGAAGUAUCCAGCAGGAGUUCACCGAGUUCAAAGGCAGAAAUCUCGGUGCCGAUUCAGCAAAGGAGGAGAAAAACGCUACAAUCACGUUAGGUGAACUGCUUGCACAGUCUUUCCCCCAAGGCCUGUUGCAAGCGGACCAACACGGUUACAAACACCCCACUUUGGGCGAUCACUUGCAGGUAUCACCAUUGUCGCUAUUUGAUACCGAGGGGAUAGAGCCGAAGAACGUCGUCUGUUGUCUAUUCGCUCAAGUUCAUGGCGAUAACACGGUAAAGCUGCUCAACUUCGCCGCUUUGCCAGAGUCCUUUUGUAAGCGCGAACCGACCGGUGAAGUUUACCGUGCAGAAGAAACGAAUCAUGAACUUGUGGAACGGUUUGGUCCCGUGGGAAAGCUGAUCUGGAACCAUCAGUUCAACUCGACAAGCGCGCUGCAGGUCAUUGAGGAAAAGCUGCGAAUAGCCACAGAUGACAGUAAGGGUCACCUCGAACGGGACGCAGCGAGACAGUGUGUCGUGAUAAGAGGACAAGAAAAGUACUGCUUCGAAGCUCUACAGUGCCUUCGGAGCAUCGUCAGCGAGCAGGUAACAAAACUGUCCAGAAAGGACCGGGAAGCCUUUCUCACACCGGCUAGAUCUCCCUACGAAGAACGUCCCGUGCUCGCCGUUCUCGGCAUUGGAGGUCACGUCAACGAACUACUCGCGCCGGCUGCCUUCCGGACUAUACUAGCGUACGAAGUGAGGAUGACCCACUCUGAGUUUUGCAGAAGGGUGAACGAACUGGGAGAGAUAGUCCUGUACCGGUACAUGAAAGAAGACUCCACCUUUGAGAUCACCUAUAAAACGGCACGAGAAGCCGACAAUGCCUACCGGGCGCUCUCUGAACAGGGCGGCGACCUAAAAGUAACCGUUAAGGGUGGCGCUCUCGACUACCGUGAAGAACAAAGGGAGCGGAGACCAGCGUUCCACGCCCAAAUCUCACUACCGCGCCGUCUGUGCUCGGGGACCGCGUUUGCCCAGUUACCGGACCAGGCAUCGAACGACCGCGUGGCGGCGCGGCUGCCCCUCAGAGUCCGCUUUGACAACAACACAGUGACUAUCCAUCGCGACAAGAAGGUAUCCUGCCAACUGUACAUCACGGGCUUGCCUUCGACGGCGACCCAGUCGGCGCUGGAAGGUCUUAUACGCUCGUCGCUAUCAGUAGACGUGAAGAAGGUAAGCCUCGUACGUGAAGCAGCACGCAAGACGCCUGUCGAGAAGCUGCGAGCAUUAGGGGACGCUGUACAGAAACUCUUUGACGAAGAACUCCGUGAACGCAGUCCCAAACUGGUUCUCAACACUCCGAGGAUGGAAGAUUAUAUUGAGAAAGGGUGGCUCUCCUUCGAGGAUCCCAACGCAGCUCAGGGCGCCUGCACGUUGCUCAGGGGCUCCCCAGUUCCCGUCGAUCGGAAUGGUGAGGAAGGUGUUGCCACGUUGCCGAUGGCCAUACACAUUCUCGUGGAGGAAACACUGUACUUCCCAUGCACCUUCUUCGAAGCGAUUCAGGGCCAAAUCGAAGAGGAGCUUCGUCGUCAAGAAGGACUUCGUCCUGAGGAUAACAUCAAGUGCGACGCGACACCCUGCGGUGAAAGCGCGGUUCGGGUCAAGCUAAAGGCUAACAACCUCAACGAUUUUCACAAGGCUGUGCACCUUUUCAACAGGAUGAUCCUGGGCCCCGACGCCCCGCGUGUCGACUCCCGCGUGCGCCCUGAACGAGUCGUGGAAGUGUUGAGGGCCGUGGCGCCCGACGGUGGCAUCUACGUGUACCGCAAGCCCGGCGAGGCCCGCUUGGUGGGCGAAGCGCAGCUCGUCGCGGCAGCCAGCGAGAUGCUGAGGAGGCACACCAAGGCAUGGGAGAAGCGGCAGAGGAAGAGAUUGGCACUCGUCGGAGAAGGGUUUACUGUGCUGAAGUCCUUCAUCGCCACAUUGGGCGAUGACCCUUGGUAUCUAGCCAGAGAAUGCAAGCUGGAUGCUGCCACCUUCGAUGGGCAAUUCGAAACGGUCGAGAUUCUUGGAACAGACGCGGCCAUCAGAGAGGCCGAACGACUUGUGAGCCAGCUGCCGAAGAGUAGAGUGGACGAAAAAUCGACGGCCGAUGCCGGACAGCGCUGCCCCAUCUGCCGACUGCCACCAGGCGACGCUCAAAAGGACCGGCUCUCGGGGAGUGGACACCGUCUCGAGCUGUGCGGUCAUUGGCACUGUGGAUCGUGCCUGCUGCUGGUCUUCAAGAGAGCUUCCCCGCCUUUGGCGUGCUUCGAAAAGGACUGCGCCUCACCGUGGGCGAUAGCCGACAUUACCCACGUGACGAGCAACAACCAGGAUUUGCUGAGUGACCUCGCACGAAGGUCGUUCGAGUGCAGCGUCGCAGCGGACUUGGACGGAAGAUGGCUGCCCUGUCCGACACCCGAAUGCCACUUUGCGCUGGAUUCCAAAAUGGACGCCGAGACACAGGGCGUGCACGUCCUGGGCAACGUGCACGUUUGCCCCGGAUGCAACAACGCCGUCUGCUUCCGCUGCCGGUCGCUGUACCACUACGGAAUCUCGUGCGCCACUUUCAAGGACUCCAUGUCGCCGAAUAGUGCCAAUGACAAGGUAUGCAAGCACUCUGGAACCGUGAAAAGGCGACGCGCUUGCCACUGCGCUGGAACUCAUGGCUCAACGAAGAUCCCGGAAAGCGGGUCCUGUGCCCGUCAUGCAAGGCACGCCUGGAGCGUAACACCAGCAACAAGGUGGACGCCUGCUGGUCCUGCAGACGCCUCUUUUGCUGGCGCUGCCACCGCAGCUUCGAGGACGAUGCCACUGCCGCUAGGGGUCACCGCACGGAGUAUUGUCAGGUGGCUCCGCUGUGCGGUGACGAUACCUGCUGCGUCAUGUGACAUCUCCCUGCCUCUUGUGGUCAUAUCUCUGAUCAUUACGGAGUCCAAAACAAUUCUCCACACGUCGCGUUUAAUGGGAAUUGUUUGUUCUGCCGUGGCAAAAAAAAAAAAUACUUUUAGCAACGUAACGAUGUCAGUCACUGUGCUGAGAGUACGCAUGACCUAAACUGUGCUUAUUUUAGGCCGGAUAUUAACUCAAAAUAAGGAUUGCCUUUUCUUAUCAAGCUUGCGCGAUAAAACUGCCGCCCCUGCUAAAAGAAAGUGUGAUCGAAGUUACACCAAUCUUUGUACGAGAGAAACGAAGGGACUAUUUAUGUUUGCUAAGGAGAAAUGUGAGUUUAAUAUAAAUAUUACCCCUGUCAACGAAACAUUCACCAUGCCACAAUAUCACAGGUUAACUAGGAACGCUUCCAGCUAAUUCACUAGAAAAAGACUUUCUCUAAAGGUUCGUGCUCGAAACGCGAAAGUGAUAGGCCUGUUUGUUCGUGUUUAGUUUCUUCACAAGCAAAUAUUCCAAGUAACUGUCGGAUCCAGCAACAAACAUACUGCACGCUUUGUCAAGACGUAUAUCAAAAUGGGAAAUAUGAAGCUAGGUAUGAGUGCGCGGGCACCAUUGUUUAAAAUUUGCAAAAAUGAACACUAGCAGGUUACCUGCUUUGCCAUGGGGUUAUCUAUAAAUAAGGUUAGGGAAACUGCUUACAUCGUGCCAUGUAUUUGCAGGCGCAAUUUUGAUGCGAUUAAAACUUACUUCAGCAUCGGACACACUGAAGUCAAGGACGACUGCCAGAAAUUCAAAAGCCUACCUGUAGCUUUGGCAGGCUGUGUAUGGUCGCGUAUGGUUGGCGGUGGAGAGGUCAAUGAAGUAGUCUCUAGUCAUUAAGACUAGAGCUUCCCGACAUUGCAUUUCUUUGUUGACAGGUGAUUGCUGCGAAUAAUGCAGUUGCGCACCCGACAACAGCAGUGAUGUCAUGGCGAGAAGAUUAUUUUCUUUGUGCGAAAUGGAAGAAUGAGGCGUUGCAUAGGCAGAUGCGUGACCGUAUUUUUCAGCGUGGAGGAUGAUGUGCCAUGGUGUGAAAAAUUCCUGUUCCGUUUAUCAAACUCCCUUGCGAGAGCGAAAGAACGUUUUUAAUGUGCCAAAAGUAGAGAGGCAUCUUGUCUAUAAUUUCGCCUACGCACACGUCGUUGAAAUCGAGGAGGCGAAGGAUAAUGAGAAAGUUAGUCCAAUUGACGAUGAUAGUGUAUGGUAAACUAUGUACAUGUGCGAUGUGUACAGAUGUUCUGCCCACAGCUCGUCACAAUGCUCACGCACCUCUGAUGAAGUGCUAGAGCCUGGAGGUAAAGCGAUCUUUCAAGACCCUUCACAGGGAAGAGGUAACGGAGUACAGUUAUUAAUAAAUGCCUGCAGACGAUUGCAUUAUAAAAGUGAGGCUGGCACCACAAGUGUAACAGUCAUGCUGAGCAAUGACAGCGCUUCGUUGAUAAUGAACGACUCCAUAUCGCAAGCAGUGCCAAAUGGGCGCGAUAUGAGAAUACAGGGGCGGUGACGCCCUCUGCAUAUGAACGUGCGUAAUCAGGGGCGCGUGAUUAAGAUAGCUGCCAGUCAGACAAUUAGCUUCAGAUCGUACGUAAGCAAGCGGACCCGCUUAAGGAGUGCAGCAACAAUUCGAUACGAGCGAAUUUAGCAGCGGCGUUUUACUCCACAUAAUUAUUCUUAGGCAUGGAGCUGAUAAUGUGUGAGCCAAAAUUAUCUUGUGGAUAAGAGUUAUGCAUCAACGGGUUCGCGCUGCAGAUGCUCCACGACAGAGCUUUCGGAUAGCAAAGCGCGGACGCGUAGUUCUGAUGUCUGAGUUGGCCGCUUAUCUUUGCAUCAGCUUGAAGGUUCAUUCCUCGUUCUCCACUCACCAAGAGCCCGGAAAUUCGCCUAUAACUGCUGCAGCAUACAAAAUUCGACGAACUAUGGCGUUAUCUUUAUGUGCCUAUAGGGUGGGGCAUUUAGCACUACGUCCAGGCGUUAUUUCCUCUCGUUAGGUACUAGCACCAUUCGCUUAGCAAACAGCAGAAACACGAAGUUGUCGCAAACAGCUGAAUCACAGCGGAUAACUUUGAUGUUUCGCUCUUUCUUCAUGCGCACAUAUCCGAGUGUUGUACUUUACGUCGAUUGGUGCGGCCUUUCUCAGCUGUCGUCAACCUAAGGAAGCGGGAAACCUUCAGUUCAUAUGAGGGCGACCAUUUAAUGCAACAAUAAACAGUAACACGAAACGACCUUGGACGAAGUAUCACUUUCAAACCCUGUAAAUAAAUAUCUGUAAUUCAAUCGAGACCUUGCUCUCUCUGACUCUUUUCAGACUCUAUUUGUAUUUAAUUUUAAGGUCAAAGUUUUCCUUUUCUUUAAUUUUGGGGCACAAACGCAUCACCGGUAAAUCAAGGUGGUGUCAGAGAUUUCAAAAUAACCUCACCUGUUUAUGCACCUUCUUCUGCAGAGCAAAAUCACAACUACUUAGCUUAUUAAAUGUUUGCUUUAAAUGAAAUGUAUUCCUUGUUCAUUGACAAAACAACUAGGCCUGAGCUUGUAGACGGCUGUCAAGAUAUGACAUCACCAGGGGGAUGAAGGGAGGCUGGUUCUCGGACGCCAAGUGGACGUCGCCGAACUUUUCUAGUUUGUAGGCUGCUCCUGGGUAAUGAAACCUAUGCUCAUGAAAAAACUAACCUAUUUAGUUAGUAUUCUGAAGUGGUAGCCUACGAAUUCAACUUCACUUAAUAUUGAUUUUAGUGUCAUCCUAGUCAAGUCAAACGCUUGGCAUGCUACUCCGUGUGGUUGGGGCAAAAUAUGAAGGUGGAAUAUUAAAAAAGAGAGUAAUGAAGAAAGAUGAGAAAAUAUUCAGAAAAUGUACAAACACACACACACAAGAAACGCUCACAAAUAAAGAUGGCUAACGUGUCAAACUCAACAUACAAGACCUCCUAUAGGCCUGCACUACGCAAAUGAGUUAAAACAGCCGUUGUAGAGCUUCGUAUACGUUGUUUCUGUGUUGUCUUGGUAGGUGUUGUGCCCUGUCGACACCUCUAAGCACCAUAGCCUCAAACUGCCAGUGACUGUUUCCUUAGCCAGUUUCUUCACAAGCAGAAGCGUAGAGUGAGGUGGUGUCCGCAUUUCCAGUACAAAUUUGUGACUAAGACGCAUAAGGUUUCCUUUUCUGGGGAAAUCUUUCUUAGAUGACUACGACUCAUUUAUUGUGAUUUGACUGUAAACGAGGAGACGAGUACGGAAGCCUAUAUUAAUUUAGCGAGAGCACCAUAUAUAUUACGUGGUUUUCUUGCAUAACAUCGCUUCCAAGGUUGAGUGUAUAUCAACUGAACGUGUCCUUUCCUGAAAAAAAAAAAGCACGAAGAAAACGAACUAAGCGGCAGUUGGCUUUGUCGAAAAACCUUUUAAACAUGCCAGUUACGUAGAUAAGGAUGGUCUUAUGAUAGUUUCUUGACGCUAAACGGCACUUAAACUUGUGGCAUUGAAUAGACGGCGAUGCGGCUGACUGCCUGUAUGAUAACGCUAGCGCGCAUAGGGUAUAGCAUAUUGGAAGAAAAUUUUACAAAGUUAUGUAAUAUCUUGUAAAAUCUGUAUUUUGAGGGGCAUAGUGCUCCUCACUCAUACAUGAUGGCAAAUGCAGGCAAUUAAUUAAAGACGAAUUUUUUAACAACAUUAGUAGAGAGUGGAAAUAGCACUGAAAUCUCAUCGCGACCGACUUGCGCUAUUCAGAGUUGAAGAAAGGCCGACAAGAAUUGAAAACAAACUUAGGAAGUAAAGCUUUCUUCAGCUUCUUUUGUCUUCUAGCUCCAGAAAGAUGCAGUCUGUCUUUUUGGAACCAGACCUUCUCCUGAGGUGCCCAAGUUCGCGCCAAUGGGCUUGCCAAUAUUGUAGUAAUUGUACCAGUAGAUUCUAACAAACUUCCGAAUGCAAAAGACGCUCCCGCGGGCUGUUGAUCUUGUUGCAACCCUUUCCAGGGUGAUUGUUAAAUAUAUUUUUGUGUGUGUCUGUGAAAACUUCGUUACUAUACAGGCACCACAUAAUGAAACAAUUGCAGUGAUUCUUCUUUGUACGUUGCUUUUUAUCUUGAUUCAGGGAUUAGGCACAUAUAUGAAAAGUGUGAGAAUCACUGUACAAACAAGUGCUCGCAGUGUAUCUACUCUAUGGCAGCUUGGGUAUAAAUAGCACCAUAUCGCAGUUUGCAUUGCGUUUCGCACUUCAAUCACGAGUGAACAUUAACUUCCAGAUUACCAAAUUGUACAUUAUCAUAUCUCUGCCAAGCCUGAUGUAGCCUCAGCUGUGCUUGUCAUAGCAUGCGUGACGUGCUUUGUUCAAGAACAAAUGCGAUGCUCGAAAUAUGUUCAGUAUUUUAUUAAUAUUGCUAAGUAACAAUAUAUUCUGAUGAGAUACUGAUUCAUCAUGUUUCGUGUUGAGGGCUGGCUCAAAAAUUAUUCGCAGCGUGUCUACGGCAUACUGCCUUUUUUUCUACUUUUGCUUUGUGUUUCUUGCUCGGUUUGAUGUGAGCCUUUGACUGUUUUGCUAUUUCUAAACUUGCGAGAAAAGUAUAAGUGUGAUGUAUAUGAAAGAGACAUGCUCACAGUUUGAUAUCUCGAAGAUUUUAUGUAACGGUCUUCAAAUAAAGUUGCCGUGCUAUCACA